This is a messenger RNA of Phaeodactylum tricornutum CCAP 1055/1, 3224 nucleotides long. RefSeq lists its product with no specific name. Gene Ontology annotation, cellular component: cytosol. Gene Ontology annotation, molecular function: phosphoenolpyruvate carboxylase activity. Gene Ontology annotation, biological process: carbon fixation; tricarboxylic acid cycle. The transcript has a single exon. The record is from RefSeq and is a predicted model, not a curated record. Lineage: Eukaryota; Bacillariophyta; Bacillariophyceae; Surirellales; Neidiaceae. Bases 103 to 3132 code for a protein of 1009 amino acids.
UUUGCGUUCUGUUCCUUUCUGCAAAGAAUCCUUGCGUACGUGAGUUGCGACUCACAUCAAGCAUCAGUGAAACGAAGUGACACAAGUCGAUUCAUCGUAAGAAUGUUGUCGUCUUCCUGCCGUCGAAGUUUCCUUGCGGCGAAGACUCGGUUGCGCUCAUGCGUGACCACGUCGUUGUCGACGGGUUGUCCGUGGAGUGCCAUUUCCAGCGGAUCCACAAGUCGCCAUAUCGAUCGGUUUUUUUCGACCCACAGUUCCUUCGAUGAACCCAACCCGUCCUUGUUUGGUGCUUCUCCAUUGCAAGCGUCGACGGUAUCCAGCGAUGCUACUUCGAUCCCUUCCAACGAAGCCGAUCGCGAUAUUCAAUUGCGAGCAGACAUUAAAGUCAUGGGUAGUUUACUGGGACGAAUCAUUCAAACGCACGAAGGCGCGGAGGUACUGGAAAAGGUCGAAACCAUGCGCGGCUUGGCCAAGACCUGGCGCGAUCAAGGGGCAGGCCGCGAUCCCAGUACGAAGCAAGCCGCUGACCAAACCUUUCAAAACCUCGCCGCGUACGCCAAGAGCUUCACCGAUGCGGAACUCUUUACCGUUAGUCGGGCCUUUACGCACUUUUUGGCCAUUGCGAAUGCGGCCGAAUCGCAUCAUCGUGGACGGCGUCUGAAGCAAUCACGCCUUCUUUCGGACGAGUCGUCGGGAGCGCUCUAUCCCAAGCCGGACAGUGUUGGAGGGGUUCUUCCUUCUCUGCUCGCUCAGGGACACGAUGCGGACGCGAUCUACGACGCCCUCACGUCGCAAACCACCGAGCUUGUUUUGACAGCCCAUCCGACUGAAGUUAAUCGGCGCACUAUUCUCAACAAGAAGCGCAGGAUCCAGCGCAUUCUCACCAUGGCCGAUCAACAGCGUCAGCUUGGUGCCUCUAGCGUCUUUGAGCAAGCCGAACUCAAUGACGCCUUGUAUCGGGAGAUCUCCAGUAUUUGGCUAUCUGAUGAAGUCUCUCGUAUCAAACCAUCUCCAGAAACGGAAGCUGAAAAAGGAACGCUCGUGUUGGAAACGGUGUUGUGGGAGGCCGUACCGACCUUUUUGCGUAAAUUGGACGCCACCACGCGCGAGUUCCUCGGUAAGCCUUUGCCUCUCGAUUCGUCCCCGAUUCGGUUUGCAUCCUGGAUGGGCGGAGAUCGGGACGGGAAUCCUAACGUGAAACCGGAUACGACCCGGCAAGUGUGCUUGCGUAAUCGUCAAAAGGCAGCCACCCUUUUUGCCCGUAAUUUGCGAACGCUCGAGGCGGAGUUAUCCUUGACCACGUGCAGCCGCGAAGUCCGGGAAGUGGUAGGCGCUGCCCGAGAACCUUACCGUAUAUUCUUACAGCCCAUGAUUCGGAAAAUGGAAGCGACCACUGAUUGGGCCGCCCAAGAGUUGGCGAUUUUGCAAAAACGUCGUAGCGGUGACAAGAGUGCCUCGGGUAUUGCAUCUGUCGCUAGCACCAACGUGGAAGGCAUCUACCUUGAUCAGGAAGAAUUCAGGGCGGAACUGCUCACAAUCUACCGCUCUCUACAAGAAACAGGAAACGAAGUGGCUGCCAGCGGCAUUUUGACAGAUAUUAUUCGGAAUCUUUCCUCCUUUGGGUUGACGCUCAUUCCUUUGGACGUCCGCCAGGAAAGCGACCGCCACGAAGAAGCCCUAGACGCUAUUACCCGGUACCUCGGAUUAGGUAGUUACAUACAGUGGGAUGAACAGACGCGCGUUAGCUGGUUGACAACUCAAAUUUCGUCCAAACGCCCAUUGCUUCGAGCAGGAGUCUGGUACGAACAUCCGGACUACUUCUCGCCAACCGCAAUUGAUACACUAGAAAUCUCUCGAAUGAUUGCCGAACAGCACGAAGGGAGUUUGGGGGCCUACGUCAUUAGUCAAGCGACCAGUGCAAGCGAUGUCCUUGCCGUGCUCUUGCUGCAAUUGGAUGCUGGUGUCAAAAAGCCUCUUCGUGUCGCGCCUCUUUUUGAAACUUUGGACGAUCUGAACGGCGCCGCUGAUACAAUGCGACAGCUGUUCAGUCUUCCUGCGUACAUGGGUACCAUAGGUGGGAAGCAAGAGGUCAUGAUAGGUUACUCCGAUUCCGCGAAAGAUGCCGGUCGAAUGGCGGCAACGUGGGCUCAAUAUGAGACACAAGAGACGUUGGCCAAGCUCGCCAAAGAAUUUGGAGUCGACAUGACGUUUUUCCACGGGAAGGGUGGUACCGUUGGCCGUGGUGGUAAUCCGCAAACCUUCACAGCCAUUAUGGCACAUGCGCCGAAAACGAUCAACGGGCACUUCCGCGUAACCGAACAAGGUGAAAUGAUCAGCCAGAACUUUGGAUACGCAGAUCGCGCCGAACGUACAAUGGAUAUUUACACUGCUGCGGUCCUGGCCGAGAAGCUGAGUGAACGACCGAAGGUCAAAGACGAAUGGAGAAGUAUGAUGAAGAUCUUGUCGGAUAUUAGCUGCGAAGCCUACCGCCAGGUCGUACGCAAAGAUGAGCGCUUCGUACCCUACUUUCGCUCCGCUACCCCCGAACUAGAACUCUCGAACCUCAACAUUGGAUCGCGGCCCGCCAAACGAAAGGCGACGGGAGGUGUCGAAAGUCUUCGCGCUAUUCCUUGGAACUUUGCUUGGACCCAGACUCGAUUCAAUCUACCCACGUGGUUGGGCGUUGGCGAUGCCAUCGGACAACUGCUAAAGAGCGAUAGAGCUCCUUUACUCCGGGAACUCUAUCGUGAAGCGCGCGCCUUUCAAACCAUGGUGGAUUUGGUCGAAAUGGUCCUGGCAAAAUCCGAGCCCGCGAUUGCCGCUCACUACGACAGUGUUCUCGUCAAGGACCCCAAGGCGAAAGAACUAGGUAAGGAGGUUCGUCAACUUCACAUGGCGACGGAAGAGGCAAUUCUAGAUUUGACGGAACACAAAAAGUUGGGCGAAAACAACGCGGUGCUUCAGCGUGCUCUGGUUGUGCGCAAUCCCUACGUAGAUUGCCUGAAUAUUUUGCAAGUCGAGACCUUGGAUAGGCUCCGGCAAGUGGAAGAAGGGAAGGAAGAUAAGGUCUUGAAGGACGCGCUCCUCACGACCAUUACAGGGGUUGCCAAUGGAAUGGGCAACACUGGUUAAAAUACUUGCAUGUCUGAUCUAUGGAAUGAUUGUAAAGGAUUACAUUUACUGUUAGCGGCCAAAAAAAGGUGGACCUCCUACGGAGCUAGUAU